Acipenser ruthenus (sterlet) is the source of this 1943-nucleotide messenger RNA. Its product is annotated as extracellular superoxide dismutase [Cu-Zn]-like. Gene Ontology annotation, molecular function: superoxide dismutase activity; copper ion binding. NCBI's taxonomy places the organism in Eukaryota, Metazoa, Chordata, Actinopteri, Acipenseriformes, Acipenseridae. Gene Ontology annotation, biological process: removal of superoxide radicals. The transcript has 2 exons. The coding region runs from base 121 to 852 and encodes 243 amino acids. The record is from RefSeq and is a predicted model, not a curated record.
AGUUUUUAAGCAACUUUGCACGAUUCAGGGUAGCUGUCCGGGCUGAGGAGCUGAUGAGGCUGCAGCGUAUUGACUGUGAAUUGAAAAACAGUACUUCUGUAAAGGAGUAGAAAAACAACAAUGACGAUGUCAGCAUUCAGUUUUCUCCUUGCUCUGGCCAUCGCUGGAACCCACGUGUCACACAGUGAAGAAUCUCCAACAUCUGAGGAGAACACAAUGAAAAACAUAGAGUCCAAAGUGAACGAUUUAUGGCAGAGCCUGCUUCAUCCAGUGGCCUUCGUAGCAAAAGAUGCAGAAUUAGUGUAUGCAUCAUGUGAAAUGAAACCAAGCACCAAACUGGAAGAAGGCAAACCACAAGUUACCGGGAAGGUGCUUUUCAAGCAAGCUUACCCUCAGGGGAGACUGGAAAGCAUCAUUAACCUGGAGGGAUUCCCCAAAACAAGUAAUCAGUCAAGAGCGAUCCACAUUCAUGAGUUUGGGGACCUCAGCGAUGGCUGUGAUGCUGCCGGAGGUCAUUUCAAUCCAUUCAAGGUUAAUCAUCCAAGGCAUCCAGGUGAUUUUGGCAACUUCUUGCCCAAAAACAGCCAGAUAAAAACAUUAAAGAAAAACAUCCAAGCAACUAUGUUUGGACCUAAUUCGUUCCUUAGCAGGUCCGUGGUGAUUCAUGAGCUGAAGGAUGAUCUUGGGAAAGGAGACAACCCAGCCAGUCUACUGAAUGGCAAUGCCGGCAAGAGGUUAGCUUGCUGUGUCAUCGGAAUCAGCAAUAAAAACCUCUGGGAGAAAACUUCUCAAUCCUUAACCAGCAGCAAGAAGAAGCGAAAUGCCAGAGGGCUCGCAAACAAACAAGCCUAGAUGUUUAGGAACCGGCUUAUCAUUUGUCUACGUAAUUAAAUGUUUGGCUCCAGUGCAACGUUUUCACCAUCUGUUUCAGUAAGGAAUAUACAAUCCUGUUAAUGUCACACAGGACAAAGGAAUACAUUAUACACUCAUAGAUAUCUGGCAUCUGUAAUAAAGUGGCUAGCAUAUUUUACGUUUUGGGACUGUCUUUCAGCAAGCCUGAACUCUGGGCUGCCUGAUUACAACCACCCUCCUCAGGCUGCUCAUAGACUGUCACAAAGCUAAACUGCUUGUGACUUUAUUAAACAGGUCAAAUAUCCAUGUGUGCAGAAGCACAAAGUAACAUAUGUUAUGGGAUAAUAAACUGACAUAAAAUGUAUUGUUUUGCAGUGGAGCACGGUCUAUGUUUUUUUUCACAUGCUUUCAAUCUUUUGUAUUUUGUACUUUACCAUUACAAAACUAAUGCAGUCAUGUUUCUUACAUUUUAUUAAAUGUCUGUAACAUGUAAGACAACUAUUGUGGCAGAUCUUCUGUGUUUUGUACAAAAACAACAAUCUAGAAUCAGAAAAUCCCCAGCCAAUUAAAAAGCUCCAUUAAAUUGUAGAGCCAAUCAGUGACAGAAGGGCAGGGAGAUAUAGUUGUAAUUUGACAUUCCCAUCCACAGUACAGAUUGAAUGCAACAAUAUUAAAGCAGGGCAUAAUUUAAAAGUGUUAAAAUCUGUUCAGAAAUAAAUGCAGAGAUGGUGAAUGGAGGCCGUCUGUUCAAGGCACAUUCAGUUUUACAUUAAGGACUUUCUGAAUUACUAAACUACCCGUACAUACAAAAUAUUUUAAUGGGAAACUUAAUGAAACAGGGUUGUAUCGUAAAUAGCAGAUGUAUUUUGUCUUUUUAAAGCUGGUCAAUUCAAUCAUUUCUCAUUCUUUACCACUGUUAAUUCUAAUCAUGUGAUCCAGUCUAUUCCAAAGUUUAACUGUGGAUUUGUUUUGAACUCUAUGCAACAGGAGUUGCAGUAGUGUUACUAUAACAGCAUAUUAUUGCUUAUACUUUGGUAAAUCAAAUGCUUUUGUCUACAUUGUUAAAAAAAUAAAGCAUGUUUUACACUUUA